AUGUGGGAUUUUGCUCUUUCGUGUUUCUAUUUGAGUGUUGCAUCUGCAACUCCCCAACCUCGAUCACCACACCUGCCUCGAGUGCGAGGCAAGCUCUCCUCUCCAUCGUCUUUUUCAUCCCUCCCCUGUUUCUCGACCCCCAAAAUCUCCAAAAGUACCCGAGCGGCAAAGUCCAUUCCUUAAUCCAAAAUAAAAAAGCCUCACAACAAAAAAAAUCCAAAACACUACCCGCGAUCCUUUCCUGAAACAAGCGGUAGCUAAGCGCGCCGCCUCCCGUAAGCCUGCAUACACUCACUCCCUUCCGUUCUUGGCCUUUGGCGGUGAGAACGACAUCAUGCAU
Messenger RNA from Periconia digitata, 340 nucleotides. The record is from the annotation of a GenBank genome assembly. NCBI's taxonomy places the organism in Eukaryota, Fungi, Ascomycota, Dothideomycetes, Pleosporales, Periconiaceae.